Messenger RNA from Saccostrea cuccullata (small rock oyster), 2874 nucleotides. RefSeq lists its product as uncharacterized. NCBI's taxonomy places the organism in Eukaryota, Metazoa, Mollusca, Bivalvia, Ostreida, Ostreidae. The record is from RefSeq and is a predicted model, not a curated record. The transcript is spliced from 4 exons. Gene Ontology annotation, molecular function: oxidoreductase activity. Bases 53 to 2560 code for a protein of 835 amino acids.
AGGUUGCUGCACAUUACAGGCUUGUGGCAAGUCAGAGAAACGUCCUGUAAAAAUGAGAAAGUUACAUUUUUUUCCCGCUUUUCUGGGACUUCUCUUUGUCAUUCGAACACGCGCCAUGCUUUGGGAAACAGAUAUGCCAAAUCUGUUAAAGCAAUGUUACGAACAGUUCACACAAGGGCUCACCGUUGCCGACAUUCCCGGCUAUUCUGUACAAAGUUAUUGUCUGGGCAGCUAUAUCUGGCAGACCCCACAUCUAAGACAUCAGCUAAAUUUGACAGAGAGCCAGGUCAACUAUAUUCGAUCCUUUUACAGAGAAUACCAACAGAGGCUUCGUAACACAAGACGUCACAAAAGACAGGCGCAACGCGCCUUCCGGCGAGAAAUACGAGUCCUGGAUGACGCACAAAGGCAACGAUUUUUCAAUGCUCUAGCAGUGUUGAAACAAAACGGGUUUUACGACACAUGGGCUAGUGUCCACAAUGGCAUUGUUAUUCCAUCUGCACAUGGUGGCCCAAAUUUCCCAGGAUUUCACCGAGUUUACCUCCUUUUUCUAGAGUUUGCACUCCAAAGAGUUGAUAGCUCUGUGUCUCUCUGUUACUGGGAUUCCACAAUGGACAAUGAUAUGGUUAACCCUCGAGAAACUUCAUUAUUCACUGCAUCUUUGGUAGGAAAUGGUAAUGGCAAUGUCAAUAAUGGACCUUUCGCAGGCUGGAGAGUGCCAGAUGGUUCGGUUCUAAACAGGAACAUAGGAGUGAGAUUAUCUGCUCUGAUGACAAAGCAGGCAAUAAGUCGAUUUCUUACGAACCCUCAAGUUACAAGACAUAGACAAAUUCUUGUUGGGUAUGGACAGAAUUUAGCCAAUACCCUUGAGGGCCAGCACAACAACGUUCACGUCUGGGUAGGAGGACAUAUGGUUGAUGCAACUGUGACUGCUUACGAUCCCGUAUUUUUUCUUCACCAUACCUUUAUUGAUUAUAUUUGGGAGCGAUUUAGGCAAAAAAUAAGGCAAUUUGGUGUGGAUCCCGAGACUGACUAUCCUUGGCCAAUGACGCAACGCCCAUCACAGCUGCAUAAUCCAGAUCGAAAUAUGGACACCUACACCAAUUAUACCAAUUUGGAUGGCUACAGCGAUAUUUUUACUACAGAAUUUUAUCAGUAUGAAGAUAUGCCAUCAUGCGCUACUAAUUGUGGUAAUUCCAGAUUUUUAACGUGCCAAGGCGGGGUAUGUGUUGCACGAACCGCUAGCGACAUAGGCGAGGCGACCUCAGCUCAAAUGAUGGCGUUCUCAGUCAAUUUCGCUGGAGUAUCUGAAGAGGAACCGGAACCAGCUGUACCAUUCUUAGCCUCAUUUGUCGACUCAAGAACAGUGAAUCAAAAUGGAAUGAAUGGGGAAGCAGGGGGUAGUCCCGCGGGAAGUGUAUCCUUUCAGGCCUCUAUGAAUGAUCCAAGAACAGGAGGGAGCCUCGCAAGAGGGGCUCCUGUUGGUUCCUUACAAGGCAUGCGUAGUUUCAAUGGAGGAGUCUCUGGCGGCGUCUCUCCUUUGGCAAGCCUAAACCCAUCUCUUGUUGGUAUUGUGGGAGCGGGUCGUCAGAAUUCCGGAACCAGACAAACUAGUAUGUUGGGAUCAGGAAUGGGUCGAAAUGCUCUGACGAUGCAGCCAGGGACACAAAACAGGUUCACGUUCACCGGACAGUCUGGAAAUCUUCAACAAUCAUUAUUUGCAUCACCUAAUAGUCCAGUUAGACAUCUUUGGGAUCCAAGAAUACAACAAAUUAACACCCAAACAAGGAGUAUACUAGGUAGACCUUACCAAAUGCACAAUAGCCCUUUUAGUAGAGACGAUAUUCGUAGAAUGGUUCAUGUUCAUGAUAUCCCUAUUCAGAAUACUUUUACUUUGGAUGGCGUUUCUGACAUUCGUCGCUGGGUUUUCAUGCCAGUUCGUAUCGUUUAUAUGAGACCUCCUGGAAAUUACUUUGGAUCAAGAAUCGUGCGUAACUCACAUAUUAUACCAAGUGUUGACAUGUACUCCCCCCAGGCAUACCCCGAAUUCAUGAAUAUAUCACCAAAAAUAUCACCUGCUACCUACCCUAAUUGUUACAAAAGCCUUGGAGGGUCGACCAGAGUCUUUGUGCAAUCUGAUGGAUUUUCAUAUCGCGGAACCUAUUUAGACUAUGCAGUUAUAGACGAGAGACAACCGAUAACAGAAGCCGUUUCCUAUGUUGGUGUAAAGAACCCGGAUCUAGGAGCUGCGCAGCUGUACCUGACGGCCUCUGAUUCUUGUGGUCGGGUCUGUCAGCCUCGGUGUUUGAUCCCCGGAUCGAAUCCCCCAGCUUACCGACCAUGUUCAGGGGUUUUGAAUCUUACAAAUCAAUCGCCACGUAUGUAUGGACGAACGUACGGAGAAGCCGUAAGGAGCACAUGGAACUUCGGCGAUAAAAACUGUCCAUCAAGUUAUGGAGGGGGAAUAUUUAUGACAUUUUAUUGCGAUUACGAAAAUGUUUGGCCGUGGAAAAACUGCAACACAGGAAGACAGAAGAUUUCUCCAUACUAUGGCAAAUAGUGCUCUAGCAAGUGACUUCAUUGUAUCAACACAACUUUUGCAGAUAUGGAAUGCAUGAAAAAAAGUACUAGUAAAAGGUUUUGAAAUAGCUGUUCUCUUUAUUCAUGAUUUACUUUAAUGUUAUUCCUGCUCUCAAAAAAUAAAUCAUACGGAGGACAAUGUGGUUGAUACCAUUAUAGACAUGAUCACUAAAAACCUUGAGAAAUGUGUUUUCCAUCUUUAAAGAUAUUUUUUGAUUUUUGAAGUUGAAAAGAAACACGUCAUUGUACUCAAUUCUAAACAUAAAUCUCUAAUUAAAUGUGCUUAGACACAGA